Molecule: messenger RNA, 708 nt
Organism: Parnassius apollo (apollo)
Lineage: Eukaryota; Metazoa; Arthropoda; Insecta; Lepidoptera; Papilionidae
Source: the annotation of a GenBank genome assembly
AUGAAAGUUAGAGAUGAGCUGUUAAAGAGUUGUCUGAAAACGUCAUACGAAAAGUUGCAAGAGGUAUUUCUUUCCUACUUCUUAUUCUUUUCCGGCGAGCCGUGUUGGUUGACGCUCGCCAUUAUGGUGAACAACCGAGUGCCGUCGGUCUUUUCCAAGACCUAUGUAACGCCGCGGCGGCCUUUUGAAAAGGCGCGUCUCGACCAGGAACUUAAGAUCAUCGGCGAGUAUGGUCUGCGUAACAAACGUGAAGUCUGGAGGGUGAAAUACACACUCGCCCGCAUCCGUAAGGCUGCCCGUGAGCUGCUUACGUUGGAAGAGAAAGACCCUAAAAGGCUGUUUGAAGGUAAUGCACUGCUCCGUCGUUUGGUGAGGAUUGGUGUGCUGGACGAGAAGCAAAUGAAGCUUGAUUAUGUGCUUGGUCUCAAAAUUGAGGACUUCUUGGAGCGCCGGCUACAGACACAGGUGUUCAAGGCUGGUCUUGCUAAAUCAAUCCACCAUGCCCGCAUCCUUAUCAGACAAAGACAUAUUCGUGUGCGCAAACAAGUGGUAAACAUCCCGUCUUUCAUUGUUCGUCUGGACUCCGGGAAACACAUUGACUUCUCACUGAAGUCUCCAUUCGGCGGUGGCCGGCCGGGCCGUGUCAAGCGCAAGAACCUGCGCAAGGGACAAUCUGGCGGCGCCGCUAAUGAUGACGAGGAAGAUUAA